Pistacia vera is the source of this 740-nucleotide messenger RNA. Its product is annotated as protein MOTHER of FT and TFL1-like. The transcript is spliced from 4 exons. Gene Ontology annotation, biological process: positive regulation of seed germination; response to abscisic acid. The record is from RefSeq and is a predicted model, not a curated record. Bases 35 to 553 code for a protein of 172 amino acids. Lineage: Eukaryota; Viridiplantae; Streptophyta; Magnoliopsida; Sapindales; Anacardiaceae.
UCUUCUUCUUUUUCUUCUUGUUUGUGGGUUGGCAAUGGCUGUUUCUGUUGACCCUCUUGUUGUUGGAAGGGUUAUUGGUGAUGUUGUUGACAUGUUUGUUCCGAGUGUGAACAUGUCUGUUUACUAUGGCGCUAAGCAUGUGACUAAUGGGUGUGACAUCAAGCCAUCCAUGGCUAUCAAUCCCCCUAAGAUCACUAUCACUGGCCAUUCUGAUGAGCUUUAUGCUCUGGUGAUGAUUGAUCCAGACGCACCCAGCCCCAGCGAACCCAGCAUGCGAGAAUGGGUUCACUGGAUCGCCGUGGACAUUCCUGGUGGCACUAACCCAACCAAAGGGAAAGAGAUUCUGCCAUACGUGGGUCCACGUCCUCCAGUUGGCAUUCAUCGCUUCAUCAUGGUGCUGUUUCAGCAGAAGGCUCCAUUAGGGGUGGUGGAGCAGCCAGCGUCUCGUGCAAACUUCAACACUCGGCUUUUUGCAAGGCAUUUGGAUCUGGGUCUCCCUGUGGCUACUAUUUACUUUAACUCUCAGAAGGAGCCAGCAAGCCGUAGGCGUUGAGCAUGCACGGAGAAGUAGUACAGGAAGACAAGUUAGAGUCAGCGAUGGAGGCAGCCAGAGAGUUGUGGAGUGGCCUAGUGGCUUCCAAGUGUUGUCGUUUUAAUUAGUUUUUAUUAUUAGUGCAAGCCGUGACGUGUCUAGUUAAUGUUAAAGCCGUUUGUUGCCUUUGCAAAGUUCAUGUAAGCUG